UUACCUAAGUAGACUUUACAGUCUUCUAUGCACAUACCAUUUACACAUUAUAACACAAAAUAAAAAUUUAUAAAUAUAUCAAUAGACUUCAUGAAAAUAAAAAACAAAAGCACAUACAGAGUUUAAACUUUUGAAAGAAGUGAAACUCAACACCUUCACGAGAAUAUGGUGAUCCAAAAACGACAGCACGUGUAGCAUUAAAAGCACACCAUUUUAUCAAUUUUAUUUUUCGUAUUCGGAUUCUAUUGUUAUAAGGGUAUAUUCUAUCGCGUUAAUUAAUAAUAACUUUAAAUAUAAAUAAAUCAUAAAAAAAAAAAAGUGAAUGUGGAGAAGUUGCCAUAUAUAUAUAUCUCCACAUUUUACCGUCAAUAAUUAGCAUGUUAUAAGAAAUUAUAACCGUCAUUAUUAUGGGAUACUAGUAGUUGUAUAUACAACUGUAAUUCUCAUGCUUCCAUCUCUUCCUCCUUUAAUUCUUCUUUUCAAAUUCAAAAAAUCCCAUGACUCCCUCUCCUUAACAUUCUCCUUUUUCCUCUCUUCAAGCCAAAAAAUAAAAAAUAAAAAAAAAUCAAACUUCCCUUGUAUUUCUCUGUUGUUAAUUGAAUAAGAAUGAGCAGUCCAUAUACAGUAACCAAGCUUGUUAGAUGGCGAAUUAGAGAUUGGGUAUCUUGUUUCUACGCUUGCAGGUUCCCUUUAGAGGAAGAAUCGAAUAAGCUUUGUGCAAUGACACCUCAGAAACCGAGUAGGAAAAUGGUGUUUGAUCCGAUUGGUGAUAGUAGGAAGAAUAGAAAGAAGAAGUUGAAUAAGAAAAUGGAACAGAGGAAAAAAGAAAAAGUGAAAGUUUCAGCAGAGAAAGGUGAAAAGGAAGGAGAAAAUGACUCGAGCUGGCCUCGAUUCUCAGAAGAGGAUUAUAUAGUGUUUUGCUUUGAAGACGAUGGAGGAAUACACAUUGUGGAAGAUAGAAAAUCGGAGGUAUUUCACCAGAAAAUUGAUCAUGCUAACGUUACUUCAAAAUCUGUUUGUAGGAAGCUUAAAUAUGUAGAGGAUGUAUCAGAGUUUCUUCCUCAGAGUAAAAACGACACGAUCAGUGUAGAUGGAGAAAAUAGCUUUGAAUCAGCUGAAGAACAAAUCCCCGUUAUAGACGAUAAGGACCAGGGAAAAGGAAUUGAUGAUAUGGAAGAUGAAUGGCCACCGGCUGUUGUUAAAGAGAUCAGUCACAUAGGUGAAGUUAGUGAUAGCAAAACAACUCCAUCUGCGGAAUCAAGUGAUUCUAAUUACUCCACUGGUAGCACUGGUUCCUUUGCCUUCCCUGUAUUGGGCUGGGAAUUGAUGGGCAGUCCAGCUCAAAUGCCAAAACCUGAAGAAGAUGAUGAAGACGAAGAAGAAGAAGAAGGUGGGCCACGUUUUGGGAAGCAUAAGGCUUGGUGCAGCGUGCGUCAUCACUGUUGCAAAUUUUGACACUUGUUCUUCCCCUUGUCCCCAUAUGAACUGUUCUUACUGGAUUCAUCAAGCUCUUUAAAAUACUUUGUUCUUUCGUUAAUCAACAAUUUUUUUCCUUGUUAA
Solanum lycopersicum (tomato) is the source of this 1560-nucleotide messenger RNA. RefSeq names its product protein BREAKING OF ASYMMETRY IN THE STOMATAL LINEAGE. Gene Ontology annotation, biological process: regulation of asymmetric cell division. Lineage: Eukaryota; Viridiplantae; Streptophyta; Magnoliopsida; Solanales; Solanaceae. The record is from RefSeq and is a predicted model, not a curated record.